CAGAUUUUGAAUCAAAUUAGCUAUUAUUUCAAAUGAAAUGGACAGAUCACCACGUCGUAUUGCUUCUCCUGUCAACAGAACUCCAUCUUUUGAGAUAGCAAUUUUAACAUCUCCACCACUAUCACCACAUCAUGAUCUUCCACCAAUGGAACCAUCACCAAUAUCACCAGAUCCACCACCAUUGCCUCCUCAUUCAUUUUCACCGAGACGAAAAGUACAUGAAUCAAUUGUUCGAGAAGUUAGAGAGUACCAUCUCCAAACAACUUCGCGAAUUCCGUUCUCCCCUCCACCUACAAUACAAAUUCAUCCAGCUCCAAUCGCGGGUCCCGAAUCCACUUCGAGUUUUCGGACAAAUCCGGAAGAGAAUAGAGAUGAUGAAGAAGAUAAUGUUGAAGAAACAGAUCAAGAAAUUGAAUUUCCAGUAACUGAGGAAAGAUCAAUUGAUCCAGAAAUAACUGAACAACCAGAAGAGCCGGAGAGAGUUGAAGAUGAACAACAAAAAUCCGGAGAUGAUAACCUUGAUAAUCGGUUGACACAACAACUAGAAGCUCCAUCCGAUCGAAGAAUUAUAUUUCCAAUAACGCCAUUUUAUCGAAGAAAAGGAACAUGCUCGAAAUGUUCAAUCUGGCUAGGUGCUCUUUGUGCUUUGUUUUUCCUAUUAUCAAUUGCACUUUUCCUUGUUUGGGUAAUAACCACUGAUGGGUUCCGGACAAUUGGUGCAAAAUCUACAAAUGUUUGCAAUACAAGGCAAUGCAUUGACAUUGCAUUCCGACUUUCGUCUUGCAUUGACGACGAAAUUGAACCAUGCGAGAAUUUCUAUCGUUACAGUUGUCAAAGAUAUCAUUCUCAGACAGCUGAUAAACAAAUGAGUUUUUUAAGUCAACUCAAAGAUGAAUCACUUCGAAGAAUGCAUAGUCUUCUGUCAUCUGAAGAGGAUUCAAGGUUACUUCCAAAGUCUGCAAGACUUUCAAGAAGUUUGUACUCAGCAUGUAUGAAUGCAGUUCUUCGAUCUUCAAAUGCACCAACAGAUCUACUAACAUUCAUUCGAAACUUUCCGUGUGGCCCGCUUCUCCGUGAUUGCCAAAAUUUCCACGCAGACUCAUAUAGUUGGGAACGACAUGCGGGAAUGUUGGAUUGGUAUGCAGGACGCUAUAAUUUAAUUGUAUAUGAUAGAGAUGUACAUCCACAAGAUAGAAGCAAGAUUAUUUUACAGAUAAAACCACCCGAUUUGACACCAAUAGUUGGACUAAUCGAAAGAGAUCUGAUUGAUCUUGCAAGGCCAAGUCCUACAGAGUUUGAACCUCUUCUGCAAUUGUCAUUGAGACAGAAUUUGCUCAGCGCGUUUGCUCGAGAUAGUUUACUUCGUGAUCCUCGAGAUGUUCAAAGUCAACUGGACGAGGUAGCUCGACUGAUGGUUGAUCUUUAUAUUUCUGCUAGACAAUCAGCUAGUCUCACACCUAAUACGACGUAUAUGACAAUUGGAGAAAUGUUUCAAGCAUUACCUCAACUCUAUCUUCGAGAAUUCCUAGAUGCACAACUUUCAAACACAUACAGAUGGACUGAAACUGACAUGUUAUCUAUUCAGGAUUAUGAUUAUUUUGCAAGACUUUCGGAUAUCAUGGCACAAACUAGUCGCCAAGCUGUUGCAAAUUAUUUAUUAACUGUGACUGUCUGGAAUCUGAAACAAUAUUCAUAUUCUCCAAGAGAUCAGUAUGGAUGGCGCGAAUGUGUCGAUCAAAUUUCAUCUUUCGAAAUUGGAAGAAAAAUGUAUGUGGACAAAGCAUCACAAACAAUUGAUCUUCCAAAAAUUCAAGAAUUCCUUCAAAAUCUUAAGAUAGAUUUUCUCUCCGUCCAUCGUAGCACUCCUCUUCAAUAUUUAUCAAAUAUAAACCGUCUUGGUUUUUAUGUUGGAUUCCCGAGACGUUUACAAAAUGAGGAACUCAUUUGGAAGCCAGUUUCACAGGUGUCACUUAAUGAAACAGACUAUUUUGAUUCAAUGAUAAGAGUUGGAAAAGCUGAAAGAGAUUAUACUAUGUCGCAGAUUGGAACAUAUUUGGACAAUGACGACACAACGACUUUCCCAAUAAGUGAUCCAACAAUGCUUUAUAAUUCUAAUGUUGGAGCAAUAGUGAUUCCACUUGCAUUCAUUGAACCUCCAAUUUAUUUACCUGGUGAUGAAGUUCCUAUGUAUGGUAUCUAUUCAAGUCUUGGAAUAACCACGCUUCAAAUGAUUUCAAAAGUUUUUUGGCAAGGCUUAGAUAAAACGUCUCAACUGGAAUGUCUUGACAACGUAUUCCGUGGAUUCCUGGAUGCAAACCGACAGAGAUCACCAAACAUUGAACCUGAACUUUUAGCAACUAUUGAAUUAGCAGAUGCAUUUAAAAGUGCAUUGUAUUCUUAUGCAAAAUGGCAAAAUGAUCAUCAUAUUCAUCACGAGAAGACGCUUCCAGCAUUCGAUUCAACUGAUAGUAUGAGAUCUCUAAUGCUCACUUUUUCUACGAUGUUCUGUAGCGGAGAAGGAUCAGAACCUGGAAGUGACUACGAAGCAAUGAUCAAUACAGUUGCUGAAAAUUCUCGAAUGUUUUCAAUACAUUUUAACUGUAACAAUUCUAGUCGUCUUUACAACCGUCGAACUUGUUUAUGAUUGUUUUUUCAACCUGUGAUUAAUUAUUUAACUCUAAUUAUCUUUUCCUUAAUUCAAACUUCCACAAGAAUUCAGUUAUGAAUAACACUUUUCAAUAUUUUAUUCAAUUUCUUAUGAAAAGAAAUGAAAUCAUUUAGC
Messenger RNA from Caenorhabditis elegans, 2782 nucleotides. It is a transcript of the gene nep-16, whose product is annotated as Peptidase M13 N-terminal domain-containing protein. Lineage: Eukaryota; Metazoa; Nematoda; Chromadorea; Rhabditida; Rhabditidae. The record is from RefSeq and is marked reviewed. Gene Ontology annotation, biological process: proteolysis. Gene Ontology annotation, molecular function: metalloendopeptidase activity; metallopeptidase activity.